Sphaeramia orbicularis (orbiculate cardinalfish) is the source of this 6170-nucleotide messenger RNA. It is a transcript of the gene nab1b, whose product is annotated as NGFI-A binding protein 1b (EGR1 binding protein 1). The record is from RefSeq and is a predicted model, not a curated record. Gene Ontology annotation, biological process: negative regulation of DNA-templated transcription. The transcript has 8 exons. Gene Ontology annotation, cellular component: nucleus. The coding region runs from base 487 to 1989 and encodes 500 amino acids. NCBI's taxonomy places the organism in Eukaryota, Metazoa, Chordata, Actinopteri, Kurtiformes, Apogonidae. Gene Ontology annotation, molecular function: transcription coregulator activity; transcription factor binding.
UGACACACACUGACUGGCUGCACCGCAUGCACGCAACACACACUUGGAGGAAAAAGACGCAAGAAGGUCAUCGGCUUUUUUUGUAAUUAUUUAUUUUUUGUUAUUAAUAGGCGGACUUUUUUUUUUUUUUUUUUUUUUUUUUAAGAUUUUUUUUUUUUUUUUUUUCUAUUUUUAAACGUCAGGAGAAAGAAAAAAGUUUCCAGAAAGACAGCGGUAUCUGUCGGUUAGAGCCAACACAGGCGGACAGACGCUCUUUUGCGCUUUGUGUCCAUUGGAAAUAACAGUUCCGUUUCUUUUUAUAAUUUAAAUCUUUUCGUGGCUCGUUGUUGCUGCCGGAUUUUUGUCAGUGCGGGAUUUCCUCUCUUGUUCUUUUUUUUUUUUCUUUUUUCUUUUUUGCACAAAUUGACACCGAGGCUUUUGUAUCGAUAAAAACUGAAGGAGGAGAGGAAGAACCGGACCAAAAGGGGGGGCACAAACUUACCAGGUAUGGCAGCGGUGUUGCCGAGAACCCUGGGUGAGCUGCAGCUCUACCGGAUCCUGCAGCGGGCGAACCUCCUCUACUACUAUGAAGCGUUCAUCCAGCAGGGUGGCGAUGACGUGCAGCAGCUCUGCGAAGCCGGCGAGGAGGAGUUCUUGGAGAUCAUGGCUCUGGUUGGCAUGGCCAGUAAGCCGCUGCACGUGCGUCGUCUGCAGAAGGCGCUUCGCGACUGGGUCACCAAUCCAGCCAUCUUCAACCAGCCGCUCACUUCACUGCCCGUCUGCAGCAUCCCCGUCUAUAAGUUACCUGAAGGCUCCCCCACGUUACUCAGCGGCGCUCAGGAUCGCGCCAAUACCGCCAGCGUGAAGAUGCCCAAAGCCAUCGCAGCCGCCUGUUCUGACCCAGGGAAGCUGGACGUGGCUCGGGACAAAGUCUCCGCCGGGUCGCCUCUACAGGGCAGCAGCGAGGCCCGGUUCUGGUCAGGACACAGCAACGACAGUGAGCACAGCCUGUCGCCGUCGGACCUCGGAUCCCCAUCGUCGCCCAGAGACGCCCUGGAGGCUCUGGACGCCGCCGCCGUCCAGUCGGUCCUGGAGUGCGUGGACAGGAUGGCACCGGGACUCCCCAAGACCGACCUGUCCGAGGUCAAAGAACAGCUGAAGACCAACAAGAAACUGGCCAAGAUGAUCGGGCACAUCUUUGAAAUGAACGACGACGACCCUCGGAGGGAGGAGGAGAUUCGUAAAUACAGCGCCAUCUAUGGACGCUUUGACUCUAAGAGGAGGGACGGAAAACACCUGACACUCCACGAGCUAACAGUGAACGAGGCAGCGGCCCAGCUCUGUAUGAGGGACAUGGCUCUGCUGACGCGACGAGAUGAGCUGUUUGGACUCGCCCGCCAAAUUUCCAGAGAGGUCACCUACAAAUACACCUACCGUACAAGCAAGUCUCGCUGUGGAGACAGAGACGAGCCGUCCCCUAAAAGGAUUAAGACAGAGGAGAACUUCUUUGACAUCCAGGAGGCGUUGCAGGCCAUUCACAUGAGGCAGGAGAUGCUGAGGGAACAACUGGCCUGUGCAAAGUCCAAAGGAGAAGAAACUGUAGGACGUAACUUACAGAUGCAGCUGGAGCGUCUGUUGGCGAGGCAGAUGGAGAUCCUGCAGGACGCCGCCGUCCAAGAGCGACUCCAGGCGCUGGACUGGAGGAUCCCUCCCGCUGCCUUAAAGUACCUCAGUGAUGCCCAGAACACUAACGGAGCGUCUGCAGACACCAGCAGAGACAACCAAGAUGAACGACCAAUCAACUUGCGGGUGGUUAGUCAGAACAUGCAGGAAGGUGACAUCCCAUUGGGCAAACAGCUAGCCAAUGAACUGAAGCGCCAUCACAACCACAACAAUAACAACAACACAGAUGAGACGAAAACACCAGCAACAGAAAAUGGCACAUCACAGCGAGCGUCCAGCAACACAGAAAAGAAGACCAUUAAGUCAGAGCCGGAAGACUCCACAUAGUGCCUCCUGCUUCGGCCUCCUGCACCGAAACUGCCCCUUGUACCCCCCCAAUUCAUUCUACUCACACUUGACAGUAUGCAGUUUUUACCCGUCAAUAGAUACUAAGCAAGCACAGCCACAGUAGAGCCUUAACAACCAAUGUUGCCUCAUGAAUAGCAUUUAUUUUUCUUUAAUUUUGUCUUUUUGUUUUAAAAGGUAUUUGCCAAAGCACCUACAGAGCAUGUCGAGAAACCCCUCAAGUGCUCCACAGGUCUUUGUCUGUUAAUUAAUUGUACACGUUAGAUGUACAUGUAAUUUAAGAGUGAUCUGUUGCAGACAUUUGUAUACUCUUUACCUCUACUUAGAUGUUGUUUUUGUUGCUUUCUCUGGACAGCCAGGUUGCAGGCUGUGAUGCUGGGGCUGAUUCUUAACUCAAUUAUAGAUCCAGGCAUCGACAAAAGGAAGAAAUAUUGGCUUGUGUGCCUGCAAGUUCAAGCUGUAGCAUAUGAGAAUGUUGGUAACACUUGACUUGACUACUGUAUAUAUAAUAUUCUGAACGUUUUUAUUGUAUUCUAUUGUGUUUUAGAUUUUGGUUAAUGACUUUUCCACCAGGCUAAAGUGCGUCAAAUAAAACUUCCACUUCAACAUUAAUGGAUUAUCCCAUAAUGAACCCUGUGUAAGAUUACAAUGAACAUCUUCGUGUUCUGAUUUAGCUCACAAUCUCACUGUAAAACUAAAAAUGUCUGGGUUAAUAUUUUAAGUCAAUGAUCUGUUUGAAGAGCUCCACCAACUCAUUGCAAAUCAGUUGGUGAUAGUAUAACGUAUUUGUAGUACAUUAUAGUCAACAGAUAGUGGAUGUUACAAACCCAAAAGAGUGGUAAUAAUUAUUAAAGGGGAAAAAUAAAUUAAUCGACCAAUAUUAUCACCUACUAAAAAAAAAUGCAGUACUGUUAUAAAUGAAUUAUAUUGCCUUUAUCUAACAUUUAACUCAUAAUAACGACUACCUAAAUGAAUAAAUCACUGAAUAAAUAUCAAUCUGAAACUAACCAUUAAAAAAAUGUAGGCAAUUUUAGGUUAAAAUAGGUUAAAAGUUUUAAUAUUCACUUUUCAGGCUGUUAUUUUUUUUCUCAUUGUCAAUAAUUGCAUUUCAAAACCCUGAUAUUAGCCAUGGCCAGUAUCAGUACCUUCCUCUGCUGAUACAGUGAGUAUGUACAACAUCCAAUGGACCAAAGUAAUUAACUGGUCUAUUUCAGCGAUAUUGUAGUUUAGUUUAUCAGAGUCUGGUGUUUCUAUUCACAUUAUUUCUUGCUGUGCUCUCAAGGUUCCCUUCUGACUUCCAAGCUACAAAGUAAACAUUGAAAAGCCUUCAGUGGAAUUUUGUGUUGUGGAACGAGACAAGCCUACUUUGUCCUUUUAUAACGUUUUCUUUUACAAGGAUUUUUCCAUUUUAAUCCUCCCCAGAGUCCCAUUCCAUUCAGUCUUACCUUUCUCCACCCAUAAAAGAAAGUGUGGAGAUAGAUAUGGAUAUGCAAGAGUAGUAAGGCAUUCUGGGUAAUGUGUAGGGAUGGGAAUUAAUAAGAAUUUAAUGAUUCUGGUUCUAUUAUCAGUAUCACUUGAUCACUUCAGUUCAUCGAUUCUCACUGGAUUAGGGAAUAAACUAUAAUGCAAAUGCUUUGUUUGCAUUAACAAAAAAUAGCUUUAAUGUCAAAUAUGCGCUCACAUUCUGCACUGAAUGUGAACAGACCUCCUAAAGGCUUCUGCAGGUGUCGUUAAAGGAGUGUUCCAUCCACCUGCUGCUCCUCUGAGCCUGGUUGUCAUGGAGAUGUUUCAUAAACAAUAGUAAAGCAGGCUGACACAGUGAAAUGACGCUAACAUUAACAGUAUCGAUAGAACCUGGAGGAGUUUAACGUUAGCGGCUGCGAUGGAGGACGCCUCGCUGUAGGCUCCGCCCCCAGAGUCACAGCCCCCUUUGCUCAGCAGCCAAUCAGAAACGUUCCAUCGGUGCAGUUUAAUUGGAUAAUGUGGUUAAACUGUUAUGAAUGGUCCUAGUGUCGUCUUUACUUCUUUACGGGUCAAAUACAACCAGACUUUAGAGGAAACAACCAAAAUACAGAAAUGACCUGAUGACGCAUUUGACCUGAUGAUGUCAUGGAGCUGAUAAGUGGAAUUGUUAAACAAACAGACUUAAAAUUCCAAGGCACUGAGCUACUGGAAAUUCCCAUCUUGAUUCCCAUCCCAUAGUAAUGUGUUUACUGUUGCUAAUCAUCACAUUCAUAUGACAUUUAUCAACACAUGAUCAAUGUAACUUGUAGUAAUCUCUAUAUAAUGUGUAUAUUACAUAUUCAUUUCAGAGUUUCCGAGAAAAAACAGUCCUAUUGAAAACAUCUCAGUUGUAAUUGUUCUGAAUGCUCAACAUGCGUAGCGUUACCUCAUUUCAACAUCUAUGUUCUAAAGAUAUGCUAAGGUGGCUGGUUUUUAAAAGGCUUGCCAGUCCAGGGAGAGGAUUGGUCCACUAAGGACAUCAGUGCUACCCAAAGAUUUAGCAGCGUGGUCACCUCUCCUGUCCUCUUAGCCUCAGUCGACUCUUUUCCCAGGUUCAACUCUGCAUUUGUACUGUAGCUCCAAGCCAUGUGUAAGUACUGUUGGAAGAUUGAGUUAAGAGUCAGCCCCUAUAAGUAGGUUUUUUGGGUUUUUUUGUCAUUUGCUUCAAAUGGGAAUAGAGGACAGUAGAAUUAAUCCCUCUUUUCUUGCUCUUGUCUUGUGUAUAUUUAUGGGAGGUAAUUUACAGAGCGAUGUAUAGGAGCGCUGUUGUGGAAUAACAGCAGGAGACCUCUAUUUUGGCAAGAUGGCUGGGCUGGCAUGCCAUUGGCCAACCUAAUUGGCUCAUUUUACUUUGUAAUUUAGCACAACACUGCAGUUGAAACAAAACCAUGCAUCUGCAAACACAGAGCAUUUCAGGGAUGAAGAAUCCUGUGUGUUGUAGAGAUGAUUCAGGAAGUUUUCAGCUGGUCCCAACGGUCACCGAACCACUCAAAAGACAUAAUUGUUAAAAUUGCAGGUAUAUGGUUUUUUCACAACUGCAGCAAAAACAAAAAAAAAAGUUCUUGUUAAUGCUGUUCUUGGCAGAGCAGCCUGGAGUCUGUAAAUAAUAUCAUGAUAACAAAUAGUGCUAGCCUAAUCUCUCAACCAGGGUUUUCCUUUGUCAAGUGUAACUUUGCUGUAGAUUUUUGGUGUCAAUACAGUGUUUAUGUAUGUAGAGCAAAAACAAAAAAAAGAGAAAACUUAAGUGUCAAUGGGGAAAAAAUACAACAGUGUGAAAGUGUCUGCUAUAUAAAAACAUGCUUUACAUUAUGAUAAUGUUGACUAGCCUUAGCUCUUUUAAAAAAAAAAAGUGUUUAAUCCACCUGUGAUGGCCAUCAGUGCAUAUUUCAAUGAUGUGUUUUGCUGUUUAGAGGUAGAUACAUAACAGAUAAAUGUUCACUGUGUUUUUAUGUGUUUGCCACACUGUGUAAAUACGUCUGUUUGGUCCAAGAUGUUAAUAAUGUCAAGACAAUUUGGUCGAACCCUCCUUUCCCCUUACUCCUUGCAUAUAGUUUAGUGUCACUCAGCGUAAUGACAGACCAAUGCAAUAUUUAUGUAAGUAAUAAGUCUAUUUGCAUAAUGUAUGAAUUUAUCAUAUUGUCUUGUGCCCAGUAACUGUCUGUCGUCAGCAUCAGGGUGGGAAAUUAUCUACAACUUGGGGAAAUACUUGUGUUCUCUCACUUCUAGUGCACAGCGCACUGUAUUUGUAUUUAAAGACAUUGUGCUCUUUUCACAAAAUUUCACAAAAUUCUAUAACGUUAUUCUGUUUCUAUGGCGAGAAAUUAACAAGGAUUUGAGGUCAUGAUCUGUUGAACUGUCACUAAAGUUAAAAUGGCUCGUGAAAACAAUGACAUGUCGGCAACUGCGGCUGGACAUGAAAAAAAAAACAAAACCUUGGAUUCGUGCCAGUUCGGCUUAAACACUGGCCUGGUUGACUGUCAUACAGUGUUUCAGAGGAUAGUGCAUGUCUGAGCUGCCAUCUCACUGAUCACCAUUCUCCUCAAUGUUUAUUGUAAAGUGAUAGAUUAGGCUUCACCUAGUUAUGCACCUGUUUUUUAAACACUAAUAUAUUUUAUUUGUUAUACAGCACAUAAACAUUAAACUUUAUUUUUUGAACUCUA